AGCCAGCUUUCCCAGGCCCUGAACGGGUUGUCAGACAGAGCCAAGGAAGCAAAAGAAUUCCUGGUCCAGCUCCGCAACAUGGUGCAGCAAAUCCAGGAGAACAGUGUGGAGUUCGAGGCUUGCCUCGUGGCCCAGUGUGACGCCCUCAUCGAUGCCCUCAACAGAAGGAAAGCCCAGCUGCUGUCCCGUGUCAACAAGGAGCAUGAGCACAAGCUGAAGGUGGUGCGGGACCAGAUUUCUCACUGCACAGUCAAGCUGCGCCAGACCACGGGCCUGAUGGAGUAUUGCCUGGAGGUCAUCAAGGAGAACGACCCCAGCGGCUUCCUGCAGAUCUCCGACGCUCUCAUCAGGAGAGUGCAUUUAACCGAGGACCAGUGGGGAAAGGGGACACUCACACCCCGGAUGACCACGGACUUCGACCUGAAUCUCGACAACGCCCCUCUGCUGCAGUCCAUCCAUCAGCUCGACUUUGUGCAGAUGAAAGUGCCGGCCCCGCCGAUCCUGCAGCUAGAGGAAUGUUGCACCCGCAACAACAGUGCCACCUUGUCCUGGAAGCAGCCGCCCUUGUCGACGGUGCAGGUGGAGGGCUACAUCCUGGAGCUCGAUGACGGGAACGGCGGCCAGUUCAGGGAGGUGUACGUGGGCAAGGAGACCAUGUGCACGGUGGACGGGCUUCACUUCAACAGCACGUACAGCGCGCGCGUCAAAGCCUUCAACAAAUCCGGAGUCAGCCCGUACAGCAAGACCUUGGUCCUCCAGACCUCUGAGGUCGCUUGGUUUUCUUUCGAUCCUUCCUCUGCCCACGCUGACAUCAUCUUUUCUAAUGACAACCUGACUGUCACCUGCAACAGCUACGACGACAGGGUCGUGCUGGGGAAAACGGGCUUUUCCAAAGGGCUCCAUUACUGGGAGCUGUCAGUCGAUCGGUACGAUAACCACCCUGACCCGGCUUUUGGUGUGGCACGCAUCGAUGUCCUCAAGGAUGCCAUGCUGGGCAAGGACGACAAGGCUUGGGCCAUGUACGUGGACAAUAACCGGAGCUGGUUCAUGCACAACAACUCGCACACCAACAGAACCGAGGGCGGGAUAACAAAAGGCGCCACGGUGGGAGUGCUGCUGGAUUUGACCAGGAGGACCUUGACGUUCUCCAUCAACGAGGACCAGCAAGGGCCUGUCGCCUUCGAGAACUUGGAGGGUCUCUUCUUCCCCGCGGUCAGCCUCAACAGGAAUGUGCAGGUGACACUGCACACCGGUCUGCCCGUCCCCGAAUUCUACGCUUCGCGCUCGGCCAUGCCUUGA
Molecule: messenger RNA, 1299 nt
Organism: Pterocles gutturalis (yellow-throated sandgrouse)
Lineage: Eukaryota; Metazoa; Chordata; Aves; Pterocliformes; Pteroclidae
Gene: TRIM9
Product: tripartite motif containing 9
Exons: 9
Molecular function (GO): protein binding
Source: RefSeq, a predicted model, not a curated record